Phoenix dactylifera (date palm) is the source of this 920-nucleotide messenger RNA. The record is from RefSeq and is a predicted model, not a curated record. NCBI's taxonomy places the organism in Eukaryota, Viridiplantae, Streptophyta, Magnoliopsida, Arecales, Arecaceae.
CCCUUAUAUAACCAAAUCCAAUUUAAGCUUAUUUACUAAUUCCGAUCCAAAAUCUCUGUGCUAUUGCUCUCUUCUGCAUUCAAUUUCUUAUAGUUGGUUCUUUCAACUUAAACUAGGAGUCCUGGGCUGCCAAAAAGGGUAGUUUCCUUUUUCUACCCAAGAAGAACAGAAGAGGAGUUCAACAACACUCAACACCUAUGGGUCGUGGAAAGAUAGAGAUCAAGAGGAUCGAGAACCCAACGAACCGGCAAGUCACCUUCUCCAAGAGGCGCGGAGGGCUCCUCAAGAAGGCAAACGAGCUCGCAAUACUGUGUGAUGCGCAGGUUGGGGUUGUGAUCUUCUCAAGCACUGGCAAGAUGUUUGAGUAUAGCAGUCCACCUUUAAGCAUGCAUCAAAUAAUAGAUAGAUACCAGAGAGUUACUAAUACUCGGAUUGAGGAUAUUGAUAACCAGCAGCAAAUGUUUUAUGAGAUAUCAUGGAUGAGGAAUGAAAGUGAUAAGCUUCAGGCGAGCAUGAGGCAGUACACAGGCGAGAACUUGAGCUCUAUGACCAUGAAUGACCUAAAUCAACUCGAACAGCAACUGGAGUACUCGGUUAACAAGGUUCGAACGACGAAGCACCAGUUACUGAACCAGCAGCUAGACAACUUGCGUCGCAAGGAGCACAUCGUAGAAGUUCAGAACAACCAUUUGUGCCGCAUUCUAUCGGAGCACCAGUUGACGAUGGAGCAUCAGCAGGUUGCCAUGGAGCACAAGGAGCUGGAAACGCCAAUGCUGGACCAUUUUGGGCAGUUCUACCAUGAUGAGCCAUCAAGGAGCUUACUGCAACUUGCACCCCAACUGCAUGCAUUCCAUCUCCAGCCAGCACAACCCAACCUACAAGAGGCUAGCCUCCCAGGCCAUGGCCUGCAACUAUGGUAA